Peniophora sp. CBMAI 1063 is the source of this 407-nucleotide messenger RNA. Lineage: Eukaryota; Fungi; Basidiomycota; Agaricomycetes; Russulales; Peniophoraceae. The record is from the annotation of a GenBank genome assembly.
AUGGGUCUGUUCUCUGAGCUACUGGGCGCGUUCAACCCCGCCUCGCACGACGAGGCCCAGCAGAACUACCAGCAGGUGUACCAGCAGCCCCACCACGAAGGCUCCCUCACGCACGAGGCGCUCGCCGGUGCGGCCGGGUUCGCCGCUAUGCACGCCUACGAGUCGCACCUGCGCGCGACCGGCCAGCCCGUCUCGCACCCCCUCAUGAAAGAGAUCCUCGCAGCGGCCGCGGCGGCCGAAGUCGACAAGCUCGUCGAGACGAAGGGGCUCGACUACCUCGACCGCGCAAAGGCGAAGAAGAUGGCGGAGAAGCAGGCGCACGCGCUUGCUGAGCAGCGCUACGGCAGCGGCAAUACGGGGUUCGAGUAUGCACGGAGUCAGGGCGGGCCGGCGCAGGAGUUUAGGGG